UCAUUAAUAUUAUAUUUAGAAAAUGUAACCGCUUUAAAUACUAAACUCGUACCCGUAACAGGUCAAAUCUAUUAAUAAUAAAAUAAAAUGGACUUGAUUAUAAAUGUCGUAGAAAGGUUUCGAUUACCUAUCUAUGUUUCAAUAAACUUCUACCUCAAGUAAGUGUCGGUAUCACUAUCAUCACCCUUUCUCAACCCCAAUAAUUUUCCUGGUCACGUUGAAUAGUUAAACAGAGGUGCAUUCACGGUCAGGGUUCCCAAUAGCAUUAUUGAUUAGCCCUGAUGCAUGACGCGGCGUGACGUAGCGCGGGCGGAGGAAGGUGGAAGUAGUCAGCAGUCGUGUCGUGCCCAUUGAUCGUGGGGCGGGCGGGCGGCGGGGCGGGGGCGGCGCCCACGUGCUCCGCAGGCCGGGAAUAGACAGUCCUCGCGCAACCGUCUCGGGCUCGCAUCGCCCGCUUUUUCUCUACAAAAACUUUACGUCUUACUUUUUUAUUUUUACAACAAAAUUUUCUUAAGCAAAAAAUAGUUUUUCCCAAUUUCCAUUUUCUAUCUUCUCCGACUGAAAGACUGUGCGGCAACAACAAAUAAAUUAACAAUUAGACACAUGAACAAUCGCGUCAAUUAAAGCAACAAAGUAUUUAAAAAACAAAGUGAUUAGUCUAGUUCUAAAUAUACAGGGUUCGGGAUUAGUGUGUGAUAAGACGGCGGUGUGACUGACGGGUCUCACGGGCCGGGUGGCUCAGUGUGGUGCGUGUGUGGGGGUAGUGCCUGGCUGCUGCUAGCGUGGCGCCGGCGGUGGCGGGCGGGGCUGCGCGCGCGCAUGCCAUGCAGGGCCCGCUGUCUGCGCUGCUGCGCGCGGCCGACCCCGCCGAGACUCACGACACCGACAAACUUCACAAUGGUCACAAUGGCAUCACUCCUGUACUGGUCUUCUCUGGUGAAGGGGGCACACACGAAGGCGGACUGGUAUGGCGCGGCUGCUCCACAGGCCUCGACGCCGAGGACGGCGCGGCGGGAGCGCUCGGCGAUGGCCUCAACCCAGGAGACAAGCUGGAGGGGUCGGACGCAGCUGCGGACGACCCUGUUCACCUCAAGAGACGGGUGGGACUCUUCAGUGGGGUGGCUCUAAUCGUCGGCACCAUGAUAGGAUCUGGAAUAUUCGUGUCGCCCUCUGGGCUGCUGGAGCGGACGGGCUCAGUGGGCAUCAGCUUCAUCAUAUGGAUGGCGUGUGGUCUGCUCUCUCUGUUAGGCGCAUUGGCGUAUGCGGAGCUGGGAACCAUGAACACGUCCUCGGGCGCGGAGUACGCCUACUUCAUGGACGCAUUCGGGGGACCCCCGGCGUUCCUGUUCUCUUGGGUGUCGACGCUGGUGCUGAAGCCGUCGCAGAUGGCCAUCAUCUGCCUGAGCUUCGCCAAGUACGCGGUGGAGCCGUUCGUGUCCGAGUGCGAGCCGCCCGUGUCGCUCGUCAAACUCGUCGCUGUCAUCUCUAUUGUGAUGAUUCUGGCAGUGAACUGCUACAGCGUGAACCUGGCCACCAACGUGCAGAACAUCUUCACGGCCGCCAAGCUCGUCGCCAUCGCCAUUAUCGUUUGUGGAGGAGCUUAUAAAUUGAUAUUAGGUAAUACGCGACAUUUACAGGAGCCAAACUUCGCCAGUAGCACGGCCACGUUCGGCAACAUCGCCACCGCCUUCUACACGGGCCUGUGGGCCUACGACGGCUGGAACAACCUCAACUAUGUCACGGAGGAAAUUAAGAAUCCGUCUAAGAACCUGCCACUAAGUAUAAUAAUCGGCAUCCCGCUCGUCACUCUCUGCUACGCGCUCGUGAACGUGUCGUACCUGGCGGUGAUGUCGGUCAGUGAGAUGACGGACAGCGAGGCGGUGGCGGUGACGUUCGGCAACCGCCUGCUCGGGCCCAUGGCCUGGCUGAUGCCGCUGGCGGUCACGAUAUCGACGUUUGGGUCGGCAAACGGCACGCUAUUUGUUGCUGGAAGGUUGUGCUUCGCGGCGUCGCGGGAGGGGCACCUGCUGGACAUCCUGUCGUACGUGCACGUGCGCCGCUUCACGCCCGCGCCCGGACUCAUAUUCCACUCGCUGAUAGCGGUAGCGAUGGUGCUGUACGGGACCAUCGACUCGCUGAUCGACUUCUUCUCGUUCACGGCGUGGAUCUUCUACGGCGGCGCGAUGCUGGCGCUGAUAGUCAUGCGCUACACCAAGCCGCAUGCGCCUAGGCCUUACAAGGUGCCGAUAGUGAUCCCGUACCUGGUCCUCUUCGUCUCCACAUACCUGGUGGUGGCGCCCAUCAUAGACAAGCCGGAGUGGGAGUACCUGUACGCGGCCGCCUUCAUCCUCGCCGGCCUGCUGGUGUACCUGCCCUUCGUCAAGUGGGGGUACUCGCUGCCGUUCAUGGAUAAGAUAACAGUUUUUCUUCAAAUGGUGCUGGAGGUGGUUCCGACAUCAACAACUUUCGAAUAUUAGUAGUCAUUGCUUGACUUUAAACGAGCAGUAGUGACGAACAUUUUAUAAGUACCUAGGUAGAGCUACUUAAAUACAAUACAUACUUAAUCUAAAAAGUACCUAUUAUGCAAAUUGAAAUGCCCCUCAAAAUUAUUAAAGUAAUGUUAAAUGAGACAUAUUGUUAUAAUUUAACUGACUGAUGUUGUAAUUUUUAUAAUUUGGAAUUAAAAUUUGAUAUAAAAUUGUCUUUAUGCAAUACUUUCACAAAAUGUUAUGUAUUUUAUACAUUUUAAAAGUUGUCAGAACAUAUUAUUUGUCAUUGAUGUAAUAAUUACAAAUAUUUUGAUUAUAAUAUUAAUAAUGAAGUAUUUGUGUAUUGUUGCCAAAUGGCGUGGGUAUGUUCUGUUGAUAUUGUGAAGCUAGCCAUAAUCUUCUCAUCUCAUUUCGUUAGAUUGCACGAAUCAUUCCUUUAAUAAGGGCUCGCACAUGCUGAGAUUGUAACCUUUUUACAUUAUGAUAGGUAAACGUAUCGGGGUAUUAGUCAAUUGUUUACAAUCGAUCUCUGUUUAAUACUGCACAAACUAAUGUUCAAUUUGUUUACAAAAUUAAGAUGAUUUAAUUUUAAAAGUCUUUAUGUCGUCAUUUUGAAAGACAAAUCUCAGCUGUGCACAAGACCUGUUAUUGUAACUAUGAGUGAUUGUGCUAAGCUCAUAGUAUUUAGCUCAUCAUAUCAUCCAUAAGGAAACCUUAGACUCAAUUUUGCAUAGCCAGGUGUUUUAUUUUUUAUACUUGUACUAUUUUAAUAACUUUGUUAUUUUGGGAACAGCUCACAGACUUCUCGAGAAUAUUUGUGUGAUUAUAAUAUUAGUUAUUUCUUUAUUACCAUGCUGUUCCCUUUUUGAAGACUUAAAGUGUGCAGAAUAUUAACAUACUUAUAGGUUUUUGAGUAGCGAGCGGUGGAGGGGACCCGCGAUCGGUAUAAUUUGGUCCUAUCAUUCCUUACCGGGGCGGCCGACUCCAUCCGAGCCAAUGUUUUUUUUCAUUAUGAUUUUAUCUCUUUUAUUAUUAUUACUCAUAACAAUGUUUUUGUACAAAGUUUUUUGUUAGUUGCAGUGCCGUAGCCCAAGGUGUAAAAGACAUAGUUACCUAAAUACUAGCGUAAAUACUACACAUUGCUUGUAGUUAUCCAAGUAGUGUGUACCUAAUUGAAUUAUAAAUAUGAAUAUCUAAUGUUACAUAGUAGUGUAUGACCUACUAGCUAUCUAUCUAACUACAAAGUAAUAUCGGGCACACAUGAGUACAGACAUAACGAUGUGAUAUUGUUAUGGGUAAAAAACUAAUGGUUUUAUUUUGUGUACAGAAAAAAGUUAAAUAUAAAAUACUAUGUACUAAUGUAUAAUCUCUGAGAGAGAAAAUAUUUAUUGUUUGUUAUACAGGAUCAUUGGAAUAAAAUAAAUUUUAAAUAAAGACAGAAAAUAUU
This is a messenger RNA of Plutella xylostella (diamondback moth), 3936 nucleotides long. Its product is annotated as L-type amino acid transporter sobremesa. Gene Ontology annotation, molecular function: L-amino acid transmembrane transporter activity. Gene Ontology annotation, cellular component: membrane. The record is from RefSeq and is a predicted model, not a curated record. Lineage: Eukaryota; Metazoa; Arthropoda; Insecta; Lepidoptera; Plutellidae. Gene Ontology annotation, biological process: amino acid transmembrane transport.